CGGAUAUACAGAUGAUCAGUUUAUAAUGAACUGGUUAGUAUUGUUAGAAUAAAUCCUGUUUAUACAUAUCAGUUUAAUAACUUUAAAACAACGGUACAUAAAUGAAAUAAGGAUAAAAGAUAUGAAAGUGUGUAUGAUUAUUUAAAGCUACAUUGUAUUUUAACUUCUAUCUUAUUAUUUAUUAUCUGUUUUAAAAGACACUAAGUGAUUUCUAUCAAUACCGUUUUAGUGACAUAUGUAAUAUAUAUAUCUCGGGAUCGUAGAGCCAUGGUACCAAAACCGUUAAGAUUCUUGGUGUCUAUUGUUGUUGUUACAGACAUAAUUGUGUUAGUGGAUGGAAUCCAGUGCUACAACUGUAACUCGCAGUCACAACGUGACGUAUGUGGUGCGGACUUCAAGUUGACGUCUUCGGACACGAUCUUCAUUGUUGACGAUUGUCACUUCUGUAAUAAAUAUCACUUUUCAAACGACGGAGUUUAUAUCCGCAACUGCACCAAGAAAACGCCUGGCAGAAUCCAGUUCAAGUUUGGCUGCGAGGAAGCCAAAGUUAGUGGAACAACGGUAGAGACCUGCUCCUGUUCCGACAAUCUGUGCAAUGGCGCCAUAUCGAGACUUGCGGCUGUACCUGCUAUCAUACUUGUUUGCCUAUCUAUAUUUUAUAGUCUUGAACCUGAUAUUAAACUAUGGAUAUAAAGAUCCGGUAAAAUACCAGCGAAAAUGACAAUUUAUGUGUUCUACUCUAAACUUAUUAUGACAUUCACAUUAUAUUUCUGAGACCGGAUUUUGUGAUAACUUUAAUGAUACCAAUACUGAUGAAUUUCUAAAUUUAGUCUUUUUUUCACUUUCUUCGUGUUAAGUGACCUGUCGAGUUUUCACUUUUCAUUUCAUUUGAAUAAGGUACUAACUGUAAAAUGCAUAGUUCUCGAACAGCAUUUCAUCAGAAACACUCUUUCUAGUUUGUGGUUGCAAAAGCGCCACUUAUAUGUUCCAAAUUCAUAAAUUAUAACAUUCUAAAUAUAUAAUUGACUCACACACGAAAAGCUCAUAAUAUAUAUAAUUGCCAGUAACUAUUAAUAUUAUUCAGGUGUUUACUAUAUUGAUAAUUGUACUUGGUGGUUAUUUAUAUGGAGUAAUUAUGGCUCUAGAGUGCAGUUUUUUUAUCCUUUGAUCCAACUAACUGGCGAUAAACGUAGUAAUGACCCUUUCUUUAAAGAAGAUAACAUUUUCUCUAAAUCCAUGUACGCCGAAUACAUCAGUGACCCUGAUUGGCUGUCCAAUUUCAACCAGCUUUUCAAAUACGUCAUCACAGUAUGUCUCUCCAUUACGCGUUGCCUUUAACUCAUCGGGAUCUUCACCUGUCUAUUGAAAGUA
Messenger RNA from Mercenaria mercenaria, 1371 nucleotides. RefSeq lists its product as uncharacterized. The record is from RefSeq and is a predicted model, not a curated record. The transcript has 3 exons. Gene Ontology annotation, biological process: regulation of synaptic transmission, cholinergic; sleep; positive regulation of voltage-gated potassium channel activity. Lineage: Eukaryota; Metazoa; Mollusca; Bivalvia; Venerida; Veneridae. Bases 268 to 693 code for a protein of 141 amino acids.